Messenger RNA from Macrosiphum euphorbiae (potato aphid), 411 nucleotides. The record is from the annotation of a GenBank genome assembly. Lineage: Eukaryota; Metazoa; Arthropoda; Insecta; Hemiptera; Aphididae.
AUGACAUAUCAUUUGUGUAGUAAAUAUUCCUUAAUUGUAAAUGAAUCAACACUCAACAGAUGUCUCAGUAUCAAAAUAUAUGGCAUACUGUAUUCGUUAUUUAGUAAGUCAAUGCAAAUUAUAACUAAUGAAUUUCUUGGCUUGGUUAUGGUUGAACGUGCUUCCGCAGAUGCUUUAUCCGAUUUAACUCUACAAUUUUUGAAAGAAAUAAAUCUUAACCACAAAAAUAUAAUUGGCCUUGAAGUGGAUGGAGCUAGUAGCUUGUUUGGCCGUAACCAUUCAAUUUAUACCUUAUUGCGUGAAGUGUCUCCUAACUUGCAAUUAAUAAAAUGUGUAUGUCAUUCACUAAAUACGUGUUCAUUUAAAGCUUCUAAUGUUUUGUCAACUCACUUAGAAUUUAUGCUUUCGUGA